This is a messenger RNA of Dermatophagoides pteronyssinus (European house dust mite), 2822 nucleotides long. RefSeq names its product V-type proton ATPase 116 kDa subunit a 1-like. Gene Ontology annotation, molecular function: proton-transporting ATPase activity, rotational mechanism; ATPase binding. Gene Ontology annotation, biological process: proton transmembrane transport; vacuolar acidification. NCBI's taxonomy places the organism in Eukaryota, Metazoa, Arthropoda, Arachnida, Sarcoptiformes, Pyroglyphidae. The record is from RefSeq and is a predicted model, not a curated record. Gene Ontology annotation, cellular component: plasma membrane; vacuolar proton-transporting V-type ATPase complex; vacuolar proton-transporting V-type ATPase, V0 domain.
GUGUUUGGUUGUAAGUUGUCCUUUCUUUGGUAUUUUUAUUUAUUUAUUUGACAAAACAUCGAGAAAGUAACCAAAACAAACAAACAGGACGAAUCGAAAAAUGAAUUCCACAAAUCGAUCAUCAUCAAAAGAAUCAAAACGGCAGCCAUGUUCCGGUGUAUUUCGUUCGGAAGAAAUGUUAUUAUGUCAGCUAUUUCUACGAUCAGAUGUUGCAUUUCAAGCUACAUGUCGUCUUGGUGAAUUAGGAAUCGUUGAAUUUCGUGAUCUAAAUGGCGAUCUAAAUGCCUAUCAACGUAAAUAUGUGGAUGAAAUUAAACAUAUUGGCGAAAUUCAACGAAAAUUAAUUUAUCUGUAUCAACAAAUGUUGAAAAGUAAUUUUCCCAUUAUCGAGCCAACAGAUGAUCCUGCCAUACCAAAAUUAAAAGAAGUGAUAGCAUUAGAAAAUCAGAUUGAAAAGUUCGAAAGCGAUUUACGUGAAAUUAAUGAACAUCUAUAUUCGUUACGAAUAGAACGAUCAGAAUUAGUAGAAAUGUCAAUGAUUUUGGCAAAAACAAAUCAAUUACUUGAAACAACACGUCGACAGCGACAAUCAUCGUUUAAUGGACAAUAUCCAAUGACCGAUUCCAAUAUGAUGGCCAAUCAAAAUCAGGCUCUGGAUCUAGAAGAACCUGACAAUUCGUUUGGUAUUCCUAAACAAUCUCAACAAGCAUAUGAAUGUAAUCGAAUACAUACUGUUACUGGAUUAUUGAGAGCCGAAAAAGCACUUUCAUUUCGUAAAGUAAUUUGGCGUGUUUGUGGUCAGAAUGCGUUGAUACAAUUUUUUGAUGUUGACGAUGCGAUCGAUGAUGCAAAAGCCGAAGAAUUUGUACAGAAAAAAAUUUUUCUUAUCAUGUGUCAAGGUGAUAAAUUGUUUGGAAAAAUUAAGAAAAUUUGCGAUGGUUUUCAUGCAUCCCAAUAUCCGUUGCCCGAUGAUGAAGAUCAUUAUCGACGAUUAUGUACAAAAGUUGAACAAAAUUUGACUGACAUUCAGUUGGUUAUCGAAGAAACACGUUUACAAUAUCUUGCAAUAUUGACUACUCUUGCAAAACCACAACACUUUCCAACAUGGAAAAUACAGGUGACCAAAUUUCGUGCGAUAUUCACAACGAUGAACAUGUUUCAAAAAACUGAAAAAGGUUUUCUUGCUGAAGGAUGGUGUGCACGUAGUGAUUAUCAUUUACUUAACGGUAUCGUACAGGAAAUCAAUGAUCGUGCCGGUAUUCUUGGCCAAGCUGUAGUGGAAAAGGUGUCAACAACAAGUACGCCACCAACAUAUUUUCGUUUGAAUCGUUUUACACAAGGAUUUCAAAAUAUUGUUGAUUCAUACGGUAUUGCAACUUAUCGUGAAAUGAAUCCAGCACCUUAUACGAUCAUUACGUUUCCAUUUUUAUUCGCCAUGAUGUUUGCCGAUGCUGGUCAUGGAUUUUUAAUGAUGUUGUUUGGUUUAUGGAUGGUUCUAUAUGAACGACGACUUAAAGGCAAAAGUAACAAUGAAAUUUGGCUCACAUUUUUUGAUGGACGUUACAUCAUUCUUUUGAUGGGUUUAUUUUCAAUCUAUACUGGCUCCAUCUAUAAUGAUAUUUUUGCCAAAGGUUAUAAUCUUUUUGGUACAAGUUUUAUUGCAAAUCCACCAGCAAUUCAAAUGUUGGACAAUCUAAUCAUAACAAAUGAAGAUAAAAAUAAUAACACUGUAUUCGAUAAAAAUUCCCAAUUCUACAUUCCAAAAGGUGAUCGAUCAUAUCCAUACGGAAUUGAUCCUGCAUGGCAAAUAUCAUCGAACAAAAUUUUAUUCUUAAAUUCAUUUAAAAUGAAACUUUCGGUUAUUGUGGGUGUCACUCAGAUGUUUUUCGGUGUAAUGAUUUCAUUUUGUAAUCAUUUUAAUACAAAAAAUUGGACAUCAAUUUUAUUUGAAUUUAUACCGCAAAUAAUAUUUUUAUUGUCAUUAUUUGGCUAUAUGAUUGCAUUGAUAUUUGUCAAAUGGAUAAAGAUUUGGUCACCACCGGCUAAUGCACCAUCUAUUCUUAUUGAUUUUAUUAAUAUGUUUUUGAUGAAAUAUCCGAAUGAACAAGCACCGGAAACUAAAUAUCUUAAUCCAUGGUAUCCACAUAAAAAAGAAAUACAGACAACAUUAUUGUUAUUGGCAUUGAUACAGGUUCCGAUUAUGUUACUAAUCAAGCCAACAAUCAAAGUAUUUUUUACAAAUCGUCGACAAAGAUCACCUAAUAUUGAAGAAUCAACAGCAUCAACUAGUCAACAACAGGAUAAUGGUCAUCAUAAUGAAGAUGAGAAUAGUACUGGUGAUAUUUAUAUCUAUCAAGCAAUACAUACAAUCGAAUAUUGUCUUGGUUCCGUAUCACAUACAGCAUCCUAUCUUCGUUUAUGGGCAUUAUCAUUAGCUCAUAGUCAACUAUCUGAAGUACUAUGGACAAUGGUUAUGCAUGCAGGAUUUGCAAACGAUAAUCCUAAUCUUAUCGUACGUGUUAUCAUUACUUAUUUUUCAUUCGGAUUUUGGGCAGUACUAACUGUUGUUAUAUUGGUUGUUAUGGAAGGAUUAUCCGCAUUUUUACAUGCAUUACGUUUACAUUGGGUUGAAUUUCAAUCAAAAUUCUAUACCGGUAAUGGUUAUGCAUUUCGACCAUUUUAUUUACAACGAAUUCUAUCUGAAACAAAUAUAUUGAUCGAAUAGAUUGGAUAAUCUUUUUAAUUAUUAUUUAUAUUGAUCAAUCCAUUUUAUUUAUUUAAACUAGAACAAAUUAUAUUUUUCAAAAAUUCAUUUUAUAGAC